AUGGUAUUGGAUCUAUCGUCUCUACCUCGGAAUCAGUACUCGAUCAGCGUGUUUGACAUGCUGAGUCUUGUUGCAUAUCCUCACACAUUUCAAAGUCCGUUCGCUUUCCUCAUCUGUCUAAAGAUGCGAUGUGGUCUUGGUCGGAGACUUCCUCAAUUCCAUUUCGAUUCAGUCCCGGCAUGUCGGCGACAAUACGGGAACCAGCAUCAUCCCUUACUCUCAGUAGGCUUCUCCUACACCAAACCUGUCAUAACAAACUGCACACAGACAAAAUCCUCUGCUUGCCGUAGUCAGGAAACAAGGCUUCACAAAAUUCGUCUUUCACUCUCAGUCAAUUCGACAAGUAGCCUUGUCGUGAGGUUGUAUGCAAGUGGAACUGCCGUCAUCCCAUCUCUCACCAUUUCACAUCCAAGCGACAAAGAAAUAAGCGACAGAGUACAGACUAUCCAGAGUAUCUGGUACCUCGUAAUGAAAUACUCCAUACUCCGUAUUGCUAUGAGUACUGUACUUCGUGCAUGUCAGUAUGCCCCACGGCAUUGUUUGCAUCCUUUGCAAGUUCAAGGGAACCCUGGCAUCCGGGAUCCCUAA
Pochonia chlamydosporia 170 is the source of this 588-nucleotide messenger RNA. RefSeq lists its product as hypothetical. The record is from RefSeq and is a predicted model, not a curated record. Lineage: Eukaryota; Fungi; Ascomycota; Sordariomycetes; Hypocreales; Clavicipitaceae. The transcript is spliced from 2 exons. Bases 1 to 588 code for a protein of 195 amino acids.